CAACGAGAAUACCGCAAAUCCACGUGUAGUAAAUAUAUUAUUGGUCGUGGAGUCAGGUGGUCUAUCAUGUGACAAAUCACGAGAAUCAAAAUGGCGCUGCCCAUUGGCAAGAAAAUGCUGCUCGCUGUUUUAACACUGUGUGCUUUAGUUUUUGAUAGUGCAAAUGGCAUAGGAUUUCAUCGCAGUAACUUGUAUUCGCGUACUAAGAGUAUUUUGUCACCAGGCACUUACAGGACUUUGUACAUAAAGACAAAGGUUGAUCACUUCAGUUUCACCAAUGAUGACACAUACAUGAUGAGAUACCUAGUGGCAGAUCAGUUUUGGGACCAGAAGGGUGGGCCCAUCUUCUUCUACACAGGAAACGAGGGAGACAUCACCUGGUUCUGCAAUAACACAGGCUUUAUGUGGGACAUUGCUCCAAAGUUUAAAGCAAUGCUUGUGUUUGCAGAGCACAGAUAUUAUGGAACCUCAAUGCCAUAUGGCGCAGAAUCCUAUAAGGAUGUUCAGCACCUAGGAUAUCUUACCUCUGAACAAGCAUUAGCAGACUAUGCAUUACUCAUCAAUCACAUGAAGUCCACCAUACCUGGAGCAGAGAAUAGCCCAGUGGUGGCAUUUGGAGGCUCAUAUGGGGGCAUGCUGGCAGCAUGGUUCAGGAUGAAGUAUCCAAGUGUUGUUGUAGGUGCUCUAGCUGCUUCUGCACCCAUAUGGCAGUUUCCUGGUGAGACGCCUUGUGAAGUUUUUUACCAGAUUAUAUCCAAGGACUAUGCUAUGUCCGGCCCAGGCUGUGCAGAUACCAUCAGGGCUUCUUGGAAGGCAAUUACAAAUCUUGGUCAGACAGAUGCUGGAAGAAAGACCCUCAGUGAGACAUUCCACCUAUGUAAGCCACUUAAGACCACAGCCGAUGUGAAUGCCAUGAAAGCUUGGUUGUCAGAGACCUGGGGAAACCUGGCUAUGGUGGACUACCCUUACCAAGCUAGUUUUCUCGAACCAUUGCCAGCUUGGCCUAUCAAGGUUGUUUGCAGUCAUUUGGUUAAUCUUACCAAGUCCUCAGAUCUUCAUCUUCUCUCAGGUAUUUCAACAGCAGUAGGAGUGUACUAUAACUACACAGGGCAGGCUAAGUGCUUCAAUAUCUCACAGCAAGGAACUGCUGACCUGGGAGAUCAGGGCUGGAACUUCCAGGCUUGCUCUGAGAUGGUGAUGCCAUUGUGUACUGAUGGUGUACAUGACAUGUUUGAGCCUCAGCCCUGGGACUUUAAUGCCUUUGCCAAGGGCUGUAAAAAACAGUUUGGUGUGGUGCCAAGGCCCCAGUGGAUAAAGACCCAGUAUGGGGGAAAGAAUAUUACUAGUGCUUCCAAUAUCAUUUUCAGCAAUGGUCGAUUAGACCCAUGGUCAGGUGGGGGUGUCACAACGUCCCUCUCAGACUCCCUCAUAGCCAUCAUCAUAGAGGAGGGGGCUCACCAUCUGGACCUCAGGGGAAGCAAUCCUCAGGACCCUCAGUCAGUCAUAAAGGCCAGGCGACAGGAGAUGGGCAUUAUUAAGAAGUGGGUGCAAGGGUGAUGCACUACAAGUUCAAGUACAUCCAAGAUGCAAAAAAGUUGAUGAUUUGCAAUAAUAAAUGUGCCAAAAUGGUUGUAUUCAAGAAGUCAUUGCAUGGAGGAUGUUGCUGGUGGACUUAAUUGAGUCAGACCAGGAAAACUAAGUUUUUGUCACUACAACCGAUUCAUUUAUAGAAAAAAAUCUGCACAUUUUUACUUUCAUUGAUAUAGGAAGUUAAUCUUGUGGUUCAGUAACUUUACAACUUAGCCCCAAGAGAAGAUACUCAUAGAACAGUCUUGAUUUAAUAUAAAUUUUAGUUUUUAAUAGACAUUCUGUCAUAUCACAUUCCUUGAACAUUUUAAGCAGCUGAUACAUUGCUCAGUAUGUUGGAAGCAUAACAGCUGAAAAGGCAUUUUUUUGUGAUAUUUUGCAAGUAGCAAGGUAGAAUUAUUCUUGUCAAUUCUUUACUUUUUGUAACAGAAUGGGGAAGAGCACAAGGAAUAGAUUUAUGUACUUAUUGGGGAUUUUUUUCUUGUCAGAAAAAUGUGGAGUUCUCACAGGUUAAACACUAUACUCUGCAUCACGUAAUCAUUGUUACACAUUCAUUGCUGGAUUAAGCACAAUGUUUGGAUUGUUCUUUUAAGAGUAUUAAAAUACUCUGUAUUUUCAUAUUAAACUAUGCAAAAUGACUGUAAUUAUCAGGUGGAGUGCAUGCCUUUGAAUUGUCCAACACAAACAUAAGUCUAUUAAUAUAAUAUUUGUCAAAGUACGAUGCAAAGCUAAAUUAUUUUGAUUAACAAAGGCAAUUGCCUUGUUGCUGAGCAACAAAGUAUAAAUGAACCUAACUUUUCCAUAUUAAAAUAAAUUUGCAUCAUACAAUAUCAUUCUAAUAAAAAUUAAGUGAAAUUCUUUGUUGUUAUUAUUGAACAAAGGUAGAUCCAGGCAUAAUUGUGUUGAAUACCUGACACAUUUUGAGUAAUUAAAACUGUUAAUGAUGUACUCCAAAUGACA
Lingula anatina is the source of this 2547-nucleotide messenger RNA. Its product is annotated as lysosomal Pro-X carboxypeptidase. Gene Ontology annotation, biological process: angiogenesis involved in wound healing; proteolysis; negative regulation of systemic arterial blood pressure. Lineage: Eukaryota; Metazoa; Brachiopoda; Lingulata; Lingulida; Lingulidae. Gene Ontology annotation, molecular function: dipeptidyl-peptidase activity; serine-type exopeptidase activity. The record is from RefSeq and is a predicted model, not a curated record.